Molecule: messenger RNA, 3577 nt
Organism: Phasianus colchicus (ring-necked pheasant)
Lineage: Eukaryota; Metazoa; Chordata; Aves; Galliformes; Phasianidae
Gene: BOP1
Product: BOP1 ribosomal biogenesis factor
Biological process (GO): maturation of LSU-rRNA from tricistronic rRNA transcript (SSU-rRNA, 5.8S rRNA, LSU-rRNA); ribosome biogenesis
Cellular component (GO): PeBoW complex; preribosome, large subunit precursor
Molecular function (GO): ribonucleoprotein complex binding; protein binding
Source: RefSeq, a predicted model, not a curated record
GCGUGCCUGGCUGCGGCAGGAAACGGGAAAUCCGGAAAUGAACCCGGCAGGGGGCGGGGCGUGACCUUUGACCCCGCGCACGCGGAGGACGGCGGCAGCAGCGGCAGCGGCGCACGCGGGACGCGGCUGUGAAGACCAUGGAGCAGCCCCUGGAGCUCGAGAGCGAUGACGACCUGACAGACAGUGAGGAGAGCGUUUACUCGGGGCUGGAGGACUCCGGCAGUGACAGCACCAACAGCAGCGCCGGGGAGGAGGAGGAGGAUGAAGAGGAGCGGGAGGAGCACGGCAACGGGGCAGCCCCCGAGGUCAAAGGGGCUCCCAGGAAGAGCAAAGCCCUGGGGGCUGAUCCCCCUCCAAAGGACAGCGAGGGUCUGAGCGUUCCGGAUGAGUACGAGGAGGACAGCUCGGAUGAGGAGGACAUUCGCAACACGGUGGGCAACAUCCCCAUGGAAUGGUACCAGGACUUCCCACACAUUGGCUAUGACCUGGAGGGGAAGAGGAUCUACAAACCCAUCCGCAACAAAGACGAGCUGGACAAGUUCCUGGAGAAGAUGGAGAACCCUGACUACUGGCGAACAGUCCAGGACAAGAUGACAGGCGCAGACAUAAAGCUGACGGACGAGCAGGUGGACCUGGUGCAUCGUCUCCAGAAAGGGCAGUUUGGGGACGUGCACUUCAAUCCCUAUGAGCCGGCCAUCGACUUCUUCACCCAUGAGGUCAUGAUCCACCCAGUGACCAAUCGCCCGGCGGACAAACGGAGCUUCAUCCCAUCCCUCAUUGAGAAGGAGAAGGUCUCCAAGCUGGUCCACGCCAUCAAGAUGGGCUGGAUCAAACCCCGCAAGCCCAAGGAGGACACCCCGACGUACUACGACCUCUGGGCCCACGAGGACCCCAACUCCAUCCUGGGUCGCCACAAGAUGCACGUCCCGGCCCCCAAGAUGAAGCUGCCGGGGCACGAGGAGUCCUACAACCCUCCGCCCGAGUACCUGCUCAGCGAGGAGGAGAAGUUGGCGUGGGAGCAGCAGGAGCCGGCCGAGCGGCGGCUGAACUUCGUGCCGCAGCAGUACCGCUGCCUGCGCGCCGUGCCGGCGUAUCCCCGCUUCAUCCACGAGCGCUUCGAGCGCUGCCUCGACCUCUAUCUGUGCCCACGGCAGAGGAAGAUGAGGGUGAACGUGGAUCCCGAGGAUCUGAUCCCGAAGCUGCCGAAACCGCGGGACCUGCAGCCCUUCCCCACCACGCAGGCGCUGGUGUACCGCGGGCACAGCAGCCUGGUGCGCUGCCUCAGCGUCUCCCCCAGCGGGCAGUGGUUGGCAUCAGGCUCCGAUGACGGCACGGUGCGCUUCUGGGAGGUGUGCACGGCGCGCUGCAUGAAGACCUUGCCCGUGGGUGGCGUGGUGAAGAGCAUCGCCUGGAACCCCAACCCCACCGUCUGCCUGGUGGCCAUCUGCGUGGAGCAGUCGGUGCUGCUGGUGAACCCGUGCCUCGGGGACAAGCUGCUCUAUGGGGCCACUGACCAGGUGCUGGAGUCCUAUGUGCCACCAGAGGAGGAGCGUGUACAGCCUGUCCAGUGGGUCACAGCCACCAGCGAGGAGCACAGCAGAGGCAUCCGCCUGACAGUGCAGCACAGCAAGGCCUUGAAGCAGGUGACCUGGCACGGGAAGGGCGAUUACUUCGCCACCGUCGUGGCCGACAACAGCAACAUGCAGGUGCUGAUCCACCAGACCAGCAAACGCUGGAGCCAGAACCCCUUCCGCAAGAGCAAAGGGCUGGUGCAGUGCGUCCUCUUCCACCCCAUCCGGCCCUAUUUCUUCGUGGCCACGCAGCGCUACGUCCGCGUCUACAACCUCCUCAAGCAGGAGCUCACCAAGAAGCUGAUGGCCAACUGCAAGUGGGUGUCCAGCAUGGCCAUCCACCCUGCAGGUGACAACGUCAUCUGCGGCAGCUACGACAGCAAGCUGGCCUGGUUCGACCUGGACCUCUCCACCCGCCCCUACCAGCUGCUGCGGCACCACAGGAAGGCACUGAGGAGCGUGGCCUUCCACAAGCACUACCCGCUCUUCGCCUCGGGCUCGGACGACGGGACCGUCAUUGUGUGCCAUGGCAUGGUCUACAACGACCUGCUGCAGAACCCGCUGCUGGUGCCAGUGAAGGUGCUGAAGGGCCACGCGCUGACCCUGGACCUGGGCGUCCUCGAUGUCAUCUUCCACCCCACUCAGCCGUGGGUCUUCUCCUCCGGCGCCGACGGCACCGUCCGGCUCUACACGUAGCUGCUGCCCAACACCGGCACCCCAAUAACAACCGGCACCCCAACAGCAGAACCCCAACACAGGCACCCCAACAUUGGCACCCUGACUACACCAGAACCUCAACACCGGUACCCCGACAACACCAGUACCACAAUACUGGCACCCCAAGAGCAGCAAUCUGAUACUGGCACCCCAGUACCAGCACCCCAAGAAGACUGGCAUCCCAACAUCAGCACCCCAGUGACAUUGGAUACCUGACACCGGCACCCUGACUACACUGGCACCCCAAUACUGCUCCCUGACACCAGUACCUGACACCAGCACCCUGAUAUCAGCACCCUGACAACUCUGGCAUCCCGACACCGGCACCCCAAUACCGGGACUCUGAGGCACCCUGACUACACUGACACCCCGAUACCAGCACCCCAAUACCAGGACUCUGAUACCAGCACCCCAACAUCACCGACACCCCAACACAAGCUGGGAACAUCUCUGCUCCUACCCAUGGACUCAGGAACCUUUCUAAUUUCUCAUUAAACUUAUUUUUGGGUACAGAAUCGCAUCUUUGUGUUCUCCAGCUGCACCAAGGAGCACCCAGCACCCCAAUUCCUGCGCAGUGCUGCCCAGUGUGGUGCCCUCCAGCCCCCCCCCAGAGUGUCUGUGGGGUUUCUCCAUGCUUGCCUGCCCCACAGCAUCUCCCAUGGCCGAGAGAGAUGCUCCCGAGCUGAAUGCACGGGACCUGCACCCACUUUGCCCCACAGGGACACAUAUGGGGGUAACACUGCCCCAUAGCACACCCGCAGAGCCCACCCCACAAGCAUCCAGAGCCCCCCAACCCUCCAGCUUUCCCCCCCAGCCCCACGUGCUGCCCUUUGACCCCGCGGUCCCGCAGCCGCACCGUGAGCUCAUCCCGUCCCGCUGUGAGCUCAGUGUUGGCCAUGGGCCAGGAUUGGGGAAACCAAACGGGAACUUUCCCGACCCACAUCGACCACACGGCCCCACAGGACCCCAUUGCGGGACCCACAUCAGUGGGGUUUGUUCCCUGCACAGCCCGACCCCUGCGUGAGCACCCCAACAAUUCUGCUCCUGCUGCAGCCAGAGCUGAGCAAUGGGACCAAGGCUGGGGCGUAAGCAACAGCAAAAGGCCGGGGCACAUCUCCCCCUUCCCCAGGUUGUGGGGUCAGGGACAACCUGGGUCGUCAGAGGCUCAGGAUCAGCCCCACACGGCUCCUGGCCCCCACCCCACAGCGCAGGGCCUGGCCCACUGCUGCCCCACUCCAUCCACCCACGUUCAUUCUGGAGCCCACUGAAGAGCACAGACAGCACAAGGA